This is a messenger RNA of Pseudogymnoascus verrucosus, 860 nucleotides long. RefSeq lists its product as uncharacterized. Gene Ontology annotation, molecular function: acyltransferase activity, transferring groups other than amino-acyl groups. The transcript has 2 exons. Bases 129 to 785 code for a protein of 218 amino acids. The record is from RefSeq and is a predicted model, not a curated record. NCBI's taxonomy places the organism in Eukaryota, Fungi, Ascomycota, Leotiomycetes, Thelebolales, Thelebolaceae.
CUGUAGCCCCUCACCUGUUUAACAAUAUAUCUGUUCGCAUCAACCCCCUUCCAUUUGAUUCCCCUUCUAUCAAACAGCCAUUUCCCGUGCCAAUUAACCAUUGUACACUUGAACAAACUCGGCACGGCAUGGCGGGACGCGCAUUCAUGCAGGCUGAAACACCAUCCAAUAUGGCAUCAACUACCAACUCUCUCGUGCUCGAGCUGGCUACCGCGGAAGAUGUCCCAGCCAUCAUUGAUGUCUGGUUUGCGGCCUUCACGCAACCGACAAUGAGGAAGCUACUCCCCGACACUCCCGGCAUGCGCGAGUGGCACCGUGACUGGCAUCUGGGAAACUUCCAGACUAGGCCCGAUACCAAAUACCUACGGAUAGUCGACCCCGAAUCGAAGGAUGAGCAAGGCCGGCCGCGAAUCGUUGCCUUUGGCAUCUGGGACCUGGCUAUGCCUGAAGAGCGUGGCCGUCGCUUCCCGCCGUGGCAUCCGGACUGUCCUCAGGAGGAAUGUGAGGCGUUUGUUUCGGGGCUAGAAAGUGAGAGGAAGCGUGUCAUGGGCGACGAGAAGAACUACUACCUGGAUACCGUAGGCACCCAUCCCGAUUAUCAAAAGCGUGGAGCUGGCGCGAUGCUCGUCAAAUGGGGCUGCGACUUGGCUGACGAAAACGACGUAGCUGCCUACGUGGACGCCAGCAAGGCGGGUGCACCCCUAUACAAGAAACACGGCUUCGUGGAUUUCAGUCCAGCCGGCUCAUAUGUAGCCUCGAUGGCUCGCGGUAAGAAAUCUGCCUGAGCGAUGUAUAUCCAUUUUUCUAUAGGGCAUGGAAGGUAGCGAGCGAACAUACUUAAAAUAUAAUCUGUUGCCCUG